AUGCUCUUACUACCGAUAGUAAUGAUAGUGAUAAAAAUUUAUCUAGCUGAUAACAAGGAGAUAUCGGAAUGUACAUGGAUUACUUGCCUUCUACCAAAAGUGUGUCAACACAUCAAUGGCAUCGGUUGCUUUUUGCUCAUUACGUUUCACAUUUGCUCAAGUUUAAGAAAUUCUUUUGAUAAGAGUGUCGUAUGUGUUUGUAUAUACAUGUACAUUCCAGUAUUAUGCAUUAUUCCGGAUGAUGCUAUGAAAGGAGAGAUGGAAGUAUCUUCGGAAUCGGUGUCAUCAGCUAAUCAGAUGGAUCCGACUACCGAAUCUGUCCGCACAGAAUCCACUACGCACUCUUCAUUGAUUCCUAAUUCACCAUCCCAACCAUCAUCAGUUUCCGCAAUAGAAUCAUUCCCAUCUUCCAAAACAACGAUAAAACUUCCAUCUGAUAUAGUGAUACAAGUUGACCCAAAAAUACCUGAAGAAAGUUUCACGGUCAAGACGCUUCCAGAAGUGUGCUGGCUUCCUGCUGUCACUGGAUUGUGUUCGAAAGCAAAAGUGUUAUGGUAUUACAAUUCUUUAAAGGGUCGAUGUGAAAGAUUCAGUUCUAGUGGUUGCGGUAAUUCGAACCAUUUCUAUAGUCGAAGAGAAUGCGAGGAAACAUGCUUGUAA
Loa loa (African eye worm) is the source of this 660-nucleotide messenger RNA. RefSeq lists its product as hypothetical. The record is from RefSeq and is a predicted model, not a curated record. The transcript is spliced from 3 exons. Gene Ontology annotation, molecular function: serine-type endopeptidase inhibitor activity. The coding region runs from base 1 to 660 and encodes 219 amino acids. NCBI's taxonomy places the organism in Eukaryota, Metazoa, Nematoda, Chromadorea, Rhabditida, Onchocercidae.